Molecule: messenger RNA, 1230 nt
Organism: Phytophthora sojae
Lineage: Eukaryota; Oomycota; Peronosporomycetes; Peronosporales; Peronosporaceae
Exons: 1
Coding region: 1-1230 (409 amino acids)
Biological process (GO): transsulfuration
Cellular component (GO): cytoplasm
Molecular function (GO): cystathionine gamma-lyase activity; pyridoxal phosphate binding
Source: RefSeq, a predicted model, not a curated record
AUGAGCAGCGCCGCCUCCAAGUACGUCGACGAGCACCACGGCUUCGGCACCACGGCCAUCCACGAGGGCCAGGCGCCGGACGAGCACACGGGCGCCGUGGCCGUGCCCAUCACGCUGGCCAGCACCUUCGCGCAGGCGUCUCCGGGCGUCGUGGCCGGCCGCGGCCAGCCCAACUCGUUCGGCAAGGGCUGGGAGUACUCGCGCACGGGCAACCCGACGCGCGGCGCCCUGGAGCGCGCGCUGGCUGCGUGCGAGAAGGGCCGCUUCGCCGUGUGCUACUCGUCGGGCAUGGCCGCCACCACGGCCGUGACGCACCUGCUCAAGCAGGGCGACCACGUGCUGUGCAUCGACGACGUGUACGGCGGCACCCAGCGCUACUUCCGCCAGACGGUGCACCCGACGUACGGCAUCGACUUCGACUUCACGGACAUGGGCGACCUGGCCAAGGUGGAGAAGCUGCUGCGGCCGGGCAAGACCAAGCUCAUCUGGAUCGAGAGCCCCACGAACCCGACGCUCAAGGUCACGGACAUCCGCGCCGUGUCCGAGUUCGCCAAGAAGCACGAGCUGCUGGUGGUGGUGGACAACACGUUCAUGUCGCCGUACUUUCAGAACCCGCUGACGCUCGGCGCUGACAUUGUCGUGCACAGCAUCACCAAGUACAUCAACGGCCACAGCGACGUCGUGGGCGGAGUCGUCAUCACCAACUCGGAGGACAUCAACACCAAGCUGCGCUUCAUCCAGAACGGCAUCGGCGCUGUCCCCGCCCCGUUCGACUGCUACAUGGCGCUCCGAGGUCUCAAGACGCUGCACGUGCGCAUGGCCACCCACGCCAAGAACGCGCAGGCUGUGGCCGAGUAUCUGGAGGCGCACCCUGCCGUCGAGAAAGUGUGCUACCCGGGUCUCAAGUCGCACCCGCAGCACGAGAUCGCCAAGAAGCAGGCGUCGGGCUUCGGCGGCAUGGUCACCUUCUACGUGCGUGGCGGCCUCGAGAAGGCCCGCGCCUUCCUCGAGAACCUCGAGAUCUUCACGCUCGCGGAGAGUCUUGGUGCCGUCGAGUCGCUGGCCGAGUCACCCGCCAUUAUGACUCACGCCUCUGUGCCCCCUGAGGUCCGCAAGGAGAUCGGCAUCUCCGACAACCUCAUCCGCCUCUCGGUCGGCAUCGAGGGCCUGCCGGACAUCAUCGCCGACCUGGAGCGCGCCCUCGCUGCCGAGCCCAAGGCUUCCUCGUAG